Messenger RNA from Ylistrum balloti, 1488 nucleotides. Its product is annotated as monocarboxylate transporter 9-like. The record is from RefSeq and is a predicted model, not a curated record. Gene Ontology annotation, biological process: transmembrane transport. Lineage: Eukaryota; Metazoa; Mollusca; Bivalvia; Pectinida; Pectinidae. Gene Ontology annotation, molecular function: transmembrane transporter activity. The transcript has 5 exons. Bases 1 to 1380 code for a protein of 459 amino acids.
AUGAAGCUGACGUCUCCUGACAAAGGUUGGUCCUGGAUGGUCCUACUUGCCGCAUUUGGAGUUAUGGUUGUACAAGGAAUCUUUAUAGGAACUCUCGGCAUUAUCCAUUUAUCUUUAUUAGACAGAUUUCAUGAUACAAACUUGAAGACGGCGCUUGCUGGGUCUAUAUUUGCUUGCAUGAACACUGCCGGGGGUAUAGUAACCAGUUUGAUGGUGGACAAAUACAGUUGUCGUGUUGUCACGAUUUUUGGAUCACUCCUCUUUACGUGUGGACUCGUCGUAUGUGCGUUACCCGUAUCUCUAAAUCUUGUCAUAUUCUUCUACGGAAUUUUGGCAGGUAUAGGAUCCAGUAUGACGAAUACAGCAGCAUAUUUUGUUGUGGGAUAUAAUUUUAAAUUACGUCAGAACGUGGCCAGCGGCAUAGCGACCUCUGGCAUUGCUUUGGGUGGUCUUUUUAUACCGACGGCGAUUGAGAUGAUAAGGGAGUUUUAUGGCAAUCGGGCAUUUUUUACAACUCUAGGAGGUAUAGCUCUACAGCCAGUCUUUCUAGGGUGUAUGUAUUUUCCUUCUUACCUGGAGGAGUCUAGGAAAUAUAAAUCACCUCCACUCGACAAUAAACAUCGGUCUUCACUAAAUAGUGGGAGUAACUGGCUGACUAUAAUCAAGAACCCAGGAUUUAUAUGUUUUGCCUGUUGCCUCUGUUUAACCCAACUCGGUGUCUUUGUUAUGUAUCUGCAUUUUCCAAACUACGUCACGACGAUGGGAUUUUCCGUCCUGGAGGCAUCCUACCUCCUGAAUGUCCGUGGUAUAUGUGCAUUUGUUUCCAGACUUUUGAUCUCUUUACUAGUAAACACUAGUAAUCAUAGUGUGCGAGAGACUACACUUGUAUUCGGGAUGUUCACAUUUCUAGCGCUAGCCAGUAUGUUACUCUCUGUGUAUGGGACAUCAUUCGGAGGACUUCUAAUUUAUUGCAUAUUUCUUGGGUUCUACGGCGAUUCUGUCUUCUCUAUUCUGAAUAUCAUUAACAUGAAGCUAGUUGGACGACAGCAAUUUGCUGCUGCCACGGGUAUUGAGUUCGCCGCUAUGGGAAUCUGCAUAUUUGUAGGUCCAUCGAUUGUAGGAAACGUGAUAGACGAAGGCGGAACCUAUGAUAUCUGUUUCGUCAUUACAGGUACAUUGAUAAUGCUGGGAGGAGUUUUAAGUUUAAUCUCAGGUGUAUUUACGACAGAAACCGUGGAUGAUUUACAACCUAAAAAUACAAAUACUGAGAUGGUUUUACACACCAACGAAGUCUCAGAGAGGUUCUCUACAGACUGUGUUGAGUAUAGGGACACGCAGGAGUGUGUGACAUUGACUCCAGACAGUAAUCUAUUGGGGUAGUGUUUAUUAUAUUAAAAUGAUAUGAUGUAUAAUGUUCUCAUCCCUUGUAAAUAGCUAGGUUUUGUUAUAAAAAUGUACCACACCUAAACCUCCCUAACUGACCACAUA